This is a messenger RNA of Colletotrichum higginsianum IMI 349063, 357 nucleotides long. RefSeq lists its product as uncharacterized. The transcript has a single exon. The record is from RefSeq and is a predicted model, not a curated record. NCBI's taxonomy places the organism in Eukaryota, Fungi, Ascomycota, Sordariomycetes, Glomerellales, Glomerellaceae. Bases 1 to 357 code for a protein of 118 amino acids.
AUGGGGCUUUUCGGAAAAUCAUCAGCUCCCACAGAAGGUGCCGAGGAACAGCCUAAGAAGUCGCUCUACCAACGCUACCAGGACAAGAAGACUGGCCGCGACACCGUCAUCUCGGACGAGGACCUCGUCAAGUACACCGGCAAGCGCAGAGAUGAGAUCAACGACUGGGCGAAAGAUCGGCCCGGCGUCGCUGGGAACCGGGCUGCGGGGACCUUAGCGGCUGGUUCUGCCUCCGGCUUUGGUGGGAUGGCUACGGCAGAUGGGUACGGCGGAUGGGGUAUGGGUGCCGGGUCGGACCCCAAACAUCCGCCGCAGCCGAGCCGGAAGGGGGAUGCGGACGCUGAGCUGUCAAAGUAG